GGGAAUAUUUCAGCAAACAUCGGCAUCAAUUUCCCUCUUUUUUCUAUCCAAUUCAGUGUAAAAGAAUUUUUUUUAGCAAAAAUAGAUUCUUGGGACAAAUUUCCUUUUUUUUUUUAAUUAACGGUGGAAUUGUCGAAUUUUUUUCUCUAUUCGACUUUUGAAAUAUAUUGGAGCGAGAGAGUGUAAUCAGAAGGAAGUUUUUUUUUCUUUUUUUGUGAUGUGUUAUGCUGCGAGUGUAAAAAGCGGUGCGAUGCGCGUUUCUGUUUGCCUUUCUUAUCUCAGGUUUGCACUGCGAUAACCGAUCUCCUCUUUCCAGCUGAUCUCGUAAAGGCCUCGGAUCUACUUCCCCUAAGUACUCGCCAGUCAAAGAAACGCAAUCCUCUGAGGCGCGCUGGUUUAAGAUGGAUAUAAUAUUAUGUUGUUAGAGAGACGUGUCAAGACAUAAGAGCCCCUCCCAUCAUAAUGAUGAGUUUUAUGCAACAGCGAGAAUUUCUAAAUUCUCGAUAAAUUUUUUUUCUUUCUGAAGAGAAAAAAAAAAUUGAACGAUUUGUUAAAAAUUGUGAGGAAACUAAAAUAAAGGAAAGAAAAAAAAAAGACUCCUCUUCACUGAGAUGCGUGCAACGGAGUAUGUAUCAGGAAGGAAGUCCCGCACUAGACCGAGUUCCUCUUCAACGGAAGGCAAAUGCCGUUUACUAUACUACUCUCAUAUGCAGUGCCGACCGAAGAUGAUGUUCAUUCAAAAAUCAUUGUCCAGUCAUCGCCAUCAGCGUCCACAUCAUCAUCAUUAUCAUCAUCAUUAUCAUCAAUGGAUGGAAAUGAGUCUUGAUUGCCCAGAAUCGCCCUUGUUGAAUCCGGCACUGUUCAUAUAGUAUUGUGAUUAACAAAGUGAACCUGCACAG
Leptopilina heterotoma is the source of this 899-nucleotide messenger RNA. Its product is annotated as nuclear receptor subfamily 4 group A member 3-like. The coding region runs from base 612 to 869 and encodes 85 amino acids. The record is from RefSeq and is a predicted model, not a curated record. The transcript has 4 exons. Lineage: Eukaryota; Metazoa; Arthropoda; Insecta; Hymenoptera; Figitidae.